CAGACGCAUCCGUUGCGCCCUCGUCGUUCCUUGCGAAAGCUCACCGCUCCCUUUGGGACGCUACGGCCCUCAGGCCCGGCCACGAGUCCCUACGCUGCCGCUGCAGGAUCAACGUCGCUAGAACACCGCAAGUCGCUUAGCGUAAGAAGAAAGUAGCACUGGCUAGCGUGUGUGACGGGCCGAGCUGAGCCGAGUUGGAUGGCCAGGGGGUGUCUCGCAAUGGUGCUUGCUGCGGUGGGCGACACCGGUCGUCUGGAGAACGCCGCAUGGGACGAGGGAUCAUGGCACGGUCACACUGGAGCCGUCAUGGCAGACAAUGCCACACGGGCAGAGGCUCGGCUCGCAAAGGUACAUAAGGCAGCCUGCUCGAGCUCCAGAAGCCCAUUCUUCAUCCCACAUCCUCACUCGCUCUCACCUUACCAACACACCUCCAGCCAACACCUUUCGCCUGCCUCAACAUGCAGCUCUCCAAGACGCUCGUGCUCGUGGCUCUCGCCUUCGGCGCCUCUGCCUCUGCCGCUUCGAUCGGCUCGCCCGCCGCUGCCCGCGACGUGGCUCUCUCCUCUUCGGACCUCUCGAGCGGCUUCGCCGCCCGCAUGGUGGCCGCUCGCGCCACCUCGGCCUCCGCUGCUUCGGCCGGCGGUGCUGCUUCGGCUGCCAGCGCCGCGUCCAAGGAGUUCAAGCAGGAGCAAAAGGACGUUCAGGCAUUGCUGAAGCAGGACAAGCCAGACCCGGCCGCCGUCAAGGCCGUGUUCGAGCGUAUCAGCGCCUCGGCCAAGAAGGCCAACGACGCGAUGCAGGCGGCCAAGAGCAAGCGCCAGGUCGCUACGCCGCCCUUCCUCGUGCCCGCCAUCGCGCAGCUCACCGUCGACCUCAACAACCUGCUCCUGACGGGCGUCGAGCCGCUUGUGCGCCAUCUGACCGCCAACCUCGACCUCGGCACCGUGCAGAACCUCGUCGACGCUCUCUCGCCCGGCCUGGCCUCGCUCAUCAUCGGCGUCGAGGCGCUGCUCAACAGCCUGGCGCCCGGCCUGUCUGGCCUCGUGGACCCGCUCCUCGUCAUCGUGUACGGCCUGACCGCCGGUCUCGGCCUCAACCUCGACCUUCCUGCCGCUCCUUCGCCGCCGGACUUCAGCUGA
This is a messenger RNA of Tilletiopsis washingtonensis, 1139 nucleotides long. RefSeq lists its product as hypothetical. The record is from RefSeq and is a predicted model, not a curated record. The transcript is spliced from 2 exons. Lineage: Eukaryota; Fungi; Basidiomycota; Exobasidiomycetes; Entylomatales. The annotation marks the transcript as partial.